Messenger RNA from Scedosporium apiospermum, 2958 nucleotides. Its product is annotated as Tannase. The transcript is spliced from 4 exons. The record is from RefSeq and is a predicted model, not a curated record. NCBI's taxonomy places the organism in Eukaryota, Fungi, Ascomycota, Sordariomycetes, Microascales, Microascaceae. Bases 1 to 2958 code for a protein of 985 amino acids.
AUGUCCGCCAAAACAUUCUUCGCUCUCGCUUUUGCGGCGGGGGCUCUAGCUGUUGACCUCAAGACCUGCAACAAGAACAUCCAGGACCGUCUCGCGAACCAGUCACUGGCUUCGGAUGCCUCCAUCUUCUACUUCGACGGGACGAAAUAUCAUUCCGACCCCCGCAAUCUUGCGCUCACCAUUCGCGGCUGCCAGGCCGAAUGUCCGCAGCCCAACUUUGGCCUCUACGAAGACAUGUGGCCGCGUUUGCUAACUUGGCUAUUCCCGGUUCUAUUGAUGAUUGGCAACAUACAUCUUCCCAAAGUCGGCGGCUUGAAUCGCAUCCUCGUCAUAUUUCAUUACAUCGGCGACCCUAUCGAUAGCAUGUGGUCCUUGCUAACAAAAGCGGAAGCCUGGAAUCGUUUCUACCACAUUGCCCGUCGGCACGAAGACGCAACAAACCCGGGAAAAUCGCCCACGGACAAGGACGUUCGUGCGCGAUCCUAUGCGGCACUGAUGGCCGCGUUCCAUGAGUUGACCGACAACAUGCGCACGACGCAGGCCGAGCUCGAUGCGAUAAUGCACGAGAAUGCGGCUCAGCUAUCCGACGAAGAUAUGACCUACAUUCUCAAAGAAACAGCAGACGAGCUGGUAGACUCGCGAACCAACGAGAUCAUGCGGAGCGCGCUGGUCAUCAUCAACUACCUCUGGACCGUUAUCGCGUCACUAGAUCCUCACAUUGGUGGCGAACAGUCGAGCCAGCCCGGCGGACGGAUCGGCACCGCCAUGUUUCUAUCGUGGAUCAUGACGGCUGUUCUGUUGAGCAACACGCUGAGCGGGUUUUCUAGCCGGCGAACGUGUUUGCGCGUCAUGGAGCGGUAUCUGCGAACCAUCAAGGGUCGAAAACGGGAUAUGCACUACUUCCCGAACUCGCCGCAUCUCGUAUCCCAGUCUCGAUGGAUAAUGUCGAAGAAGCGACCCGACAGGUUGGGCGACUACUUUGAUUCCCAGCCGUGGAACGGAAGUGUGUAUUCAUACAGAAGGGAUAAGGAUCUGGUACUUAGUAAAACCAAGAACGACAAAUCGCCUUUAUAUCUUCUGUGCUUGGCCGCCCUCCCGCCCCUCGUCGCUAUUGUCUCCGCGUUUGUCAUUGUAUACGAGACGCCCAAUGUUGGCCUGGGGUGCCGGACUCUAUGGGUUAUGACUUUGGGAAUCUCUCUGCUGCUGAGCCCAGUAAUAACAUACUUUCUGAACAAGCUCCCCAGCAAGAAGAUUUCUUGGUAUCUCGUCGUUCUCAAGGACAUUUGCAUUGCUGUUCCGGUCCUCGCCACUGUCAUUCUCUCGUCCAUCGGCAUAUUCAACACUUGCUGGUGUUGGUCCGCCAUCUACUCCCGGGGCUUCGACCACGCUUUCGUCAUCCUCGACCCCGUCGACGAACGAGAGCGCAACGGCAAGACAAUCUAUCCCGGACUCGUCGGUCUCUGCCUGGGUCUGCAAGUUGUCGUCUUCUUCGCUAUGCAUCGGAUCAUGAAGCCCGGUGGACGCCUCUUCCGUCUCGAUGAGAAGGAGAAGGAAGCGUCAUACAGGAACGCACAUGGCGACGGAACUCCCAAUAUGGAACCCGAGACGAAGUCAUAUUAUAAUAGCUCGCCCCGGGGAGGGCGGAACUCUACAUCCCCAUUGCUCGCCCCUGGAACGACGGAAAUGCAGGAUCUAGAGCUACCGCCACCUGCAAUGGAAAAUGACGGUGGCUUUGCGAACCAGCGAUGGACCCGCCCAAGUCCACGGGCAUCCCCGUCCGCUGCUCACUUUAGCCCGGUCAUGGCCUCUUCUUGGGAGCUCGAGUCCUCGUUGGCAAUACCGACAGAUAAGCGGAUGAGCUCAGCUUCCAAGAGGUCCCAGCUUCCGAUAGGACAAACCUUCUCCUUUCCGGUCCUGCAUGGCUCCGAACUCGUUAGCAUAUCAGCGUCACCUGUUCGCAAUUGGAUGCAAUACUCCAAUUUCACUCCGGAAGCACUCAAAAUCGGCAGCGAAGGCAUUUCAUUCUGUAACGUGACAGUCACCUACACGCACCCAGGCCAAGGGGACAGCGUCAACGUCCAAGCCUGGCUGCCUCUUACGUCCUGGAAUGACCGGUUCGUCGGCGUCGGUGGUGGUGGUUUCGCGACCGGGGAAUUCACUGGGGAUAUCAUCGCCUCUUUGAUAGCGGAAGGAUAUGCAGCCGCUGCAACGGACGGCGGUCAUGAUUACCGUGAGGCUCUUACAGCUCCAUGGGCACUCGUGAGCCCUGGAAAUAUCAACUGGAACCUCUUGAUCAACUUUUCCUACUUGGCGCUCCAUGAUAUGACGGUCAUCGGAAAGUCAAUCACUGAGCAGUUCUAUGGGCAGAAGCCCCGGUAUUCUUAUUGGAACGGCUGUUCGACCGGCGGUAGGCAGGGACUCAUGGUAGCUCAGAGAUAUCCUAACGAUUACGAUGGAAUUCUCGCUGGGUGCCCGGCCAUCAAUACUCCAGAACAUGCGGUUGGAAUUCUUUGGCCUCAAGUGGUCAUGGGGUCGAUGGGAUAUUUUCCUCCGUCGUGCGAGCUCGAGGCGAUCGUGGCAGAAGCCAUUGAGGCUUGCGAUGAGCUUGAUGGGUUGAAGGAUGGUGUGAUCGCAGCCCCUGAUCGUUGCAAAUUCGAUCCAAUGAAUGUUGUGGGCAAGACCUUCGACUGUAACGGGAUAAAAGCCACGAUAUCGACCGAAGCCGCACAGAUUGCGAGGGCUGCUUGGCAAGGGCCGUUGACGGAGGGUGGAAAGUCAUUUUGGCACGGAUAUCCGGUCGGAACCCCCCUGACAGGUCCCAUUGCUGUGGCAAAUACAGUCUGCGAGGAGAGCACGUGUAGCGGACUACCUAUGCCCCUUGGCGUUGACUGGGUUCGCAACUUCGUUGUCAAAGACCCCAGCUACGACGUUCGGAAAAUGACUCCCCAGGACUUCUAA